UCCUGCUCUGGAGCUGCUAAUGAAUAACGCAUCUUACCACCCCUCCCAGGGCGCCGUCUCAGGCCUGGGUGCUUCGACAACCCUGAGGUUCAGGGGACAUUCCUCAGCAGUUACUUAGCUGGGUGAUGGGAAAAAAAAAAUGCAGCCUAAUUGGCUAGUGGCCUUUUCUAGUGAAUGAAGGUUUCUGUUUUAAGAAGUAAAGUGACUUCUCAGAGGCUGUUGAUUCACUGCCCACAGGGAGAUUUUUGAGCAGAGGCUUCCUAGCCUCGGUAGAAAUUUGCAUACAGCUUCCACUUCCUGCUUCGGAGCCUGUUCCACGGCUUACCUGGGCCGGGAGAGGGUGGAGAGAAGAAGAGAGAGAGUGUGACCACCCGUGGCCGGCCUGUCUGUCCUUGGCGGCUCUAAGACACUAGAAUGAACCGAAGCAUUCCUGUGGAGGUGGAUGAAUCAGAACCAUAUCCAAGUCAGUUGCUGAAACCCCCCUCAGAAUAUUCCCUGGCAGAGGAGUCAGAACCGCCUGCUCCAGGUGCAAGGAACAUGGCACCUAACAACUUGUCUGCAUCCCCAACUGCUCGGCCUUCCUCCAGAGACUUUCCUCAGGCUCACCCACCCCUGCAACUAUCAAAUCUCCAGCAGCCUGUGUCCCCGAGGGUCACCCAACUGCGCGCUAAAGUCUUGGCAGAGAGUGAAGACAGCUUGUGGAGGAGACACCCGGGUCCCAGCAAAGACUUCCCCUCAGGCUUCUCUGCAGCCAGGGAGCCCGAGACUCAGUCUGUGGCUGGAGCCCUCCCCCAGGAGCAUCAGUUUUCCCUUACAGAAAAGCAUAAUCAAUGGCUGGGAUCUUGGCUCUCAGCAACUUCCCCGGACACUGGCCAUGACUCUGACAAAUCCGACCAAAGUGUACCUAAUGCCUCAGCAGACCCCCAAAGUGGUAGCCGGGAGAUGGUGCCCCGGCCGCAUAGGAGCCGAGCAGCCCCAGACCCACCUACAAUAGACACGGGAUAUGAUUCACAGCCGCAGGACGUCCUGGGCAUCAGGCAACUGGAAAGGCCCCUACCCCUCACCUCCGUGUGUUACCUCCAGGACCUCCCCAGACCGCUCAGAUCCAGGGAGUUCCAUCAGUGUGAACCUCAGAGAUACCCAGCGUGGGCACAGAUGUUGCCCCCUGAGCCCUCCGUGCAAGCUCAGUGGAAUUAUCACUACUAUUGUCCUGGAGACCCUGACCACCAAGUGCCAUAUGGCCAUGACUACCCUCGAGCGGCCUACCAGCAAGUGAUCCAGCCAGCUCUACCUGGGCAGGCCCCACCUGGAGCCCAUGUGAGAGGCCUGCACCCUGUGCAGAAGGUCAUCCUGAGUUUUCCCAGCCCCUGGGACCAAGAAGAGAGGCCUCCACAGAGAAACUACUCUCCCCCAGGUCUCCCCAGGUAUCAGGACCAGCUGUAUAACCCGCCACCUAAUAGAGGUGGAGCUCCUGAGGGGUCCUUGGAGUGUCCUGCCGAGUUGAGGCCACAGGAUCCCCAGGCUCCUUCGCCAGCUGCUGUCCCUAGACCCCCGAGUCACCCUCCAGCCAGAGGAACUCUGAAAACAAGCAAUUUGCCAGAAGAAUUGCGGAAAGUCUUUAUCACUUAUUCUAUGGACACAGCCAUGGAGGUGGUGAAAUUUGUGAACUUUUUGUUGGUAAACGGCUUCCAAACCGCGAUUGACAUAUUUGAAGAUAGAAUCCGAGGCAUUGAUAUCAUUAAGUGGAUGGAACGCUACCUUAGGGAUAAGACAGUGAUGAUAAUCGUAGCAAUCAGCCCCAAAUACAAACAGGAUGUGGAAGGCGCUGAGUCGCAGCUGGACGAGGAUGAACAUGGCUUACAUACUAAGUACAUUCAUCGAAUGAUUUCUCAGUUAUAAAAUUCAGUUGGAAGAUGAGAUAGUUGGGAACACAUAAUUCCUCAUCUCCUUCGUCAUCAGAUGACUGAAAGCUUUGUGCUGGUCACAGGAUUCGGAAGACUCUUAACUCCUCUCAUGCUGAAAUAUCUGGUUUUGAUCGAGUUUUUGGCAGCUAAGUCUUUUUGGGGGCCGCUGCUGUGUCAGAGUAAAUUGGAGGUGGUGUGGGGAACCUAAAGCUUGGCAGAUGGAGCUCAUCUUAUUGACCUCUAGCUUCGCUUCCCUCACCCUCCCUGGCCCCCCUGCAUUUCUAACCAGUCCCAGCCCCCAAACAUUCCUUCACACCUCCAGACAUUUGCUCAUAUACUGUUUCCUUUGCUGAGGCUGUCCUUCCCCCACCUCACUCCAUUUUCCCUACCUGAGCAAAUUCUUCUUUUCUUUUAGUAUCCAAAUGACACCCCCCUUGUAACUCCUUCAAACCACUGAUGUAGAAAAGGAUGGCCCCCACUGGGCUACCACGGCAAUUUGUUUAUACUUUUCACGCUGCACUGUGGUCAGUAGUUUUCCUUUCUGCCUGCUCAGUAAGCUGCUGGCUUAAUAGCUGUGGUACCUGGUAAACUGGUCCUCAAAAAAAAAAAAAAAAGGAGGGGGAAUCCUGAUUUGUAGCAUUUGUCCAUUUCCAUGGUACAAAUACACUCACAGGGCCGACUUCAAACCACCACUGUGAAGUCACUGAACACAGACUUGGGAAGAGAUACACAUGAGUGGCUUCUGUGAACUGCUGUGCGGCAGCUCAGAAUACCCUGGAAAGUAUCCUAGUCCUUGAAACCCCAAGUCUAACACAGAGCUUGACUCUUAACAGGCUUUCAGUACAUGAUUGAUCAAUGAGCAAAAGGCGUGGAUGUGUGAUGGACAGUUUAAAAUUAGGAGUGUGUGGUGCUGACGGAAAUCAGAACAAAAAUCCUGUGUGGACUUGCAUGAUUGUGAGAACCAUUAAUUUCUCAUCCUCAGUCCUGAAAUUAAACCUUUAAGUGUGUUCUG
This is a messenger RNA of Dama dama (fallow deer), 2916 nucleotides long. RefSeq names its product TRAF3 interacting protein 2 (gene TRAF3IP2). Bases 415 to 1899 code for a protein of 494 amino acids. NCBI's taxonomy places the organism in Eukaryota, Metazoa, Chordata, Mammalia, Artiodactyla, Cervidae. Gene Ontology annotation, biological process: positive regulation of canonical NF-kappaB signal transduction; humoral immune response. The record is from RefSeq and is a predicted model, not a curated record. The transcript has 8 exons.